Molecule: messenger RNA, 1632 nt
Organism: Ilex paraguariensis (yerba mate)
Lineage: Eukaryota; Viridiplantae; Streptophyta; Magnoliopsida; Aquifoliales; Aquifoliaceae
Source: the annotation of a GenBank genome assembly
AUGGUUCCACUCUUUAACUCCUUAAAUCUCUUCACAGUCUCGCCACUCUUCGUUCGGAAUCUGAAUUUUCCACCCAUUUCGUCUCUUGGUCUUGUCAGUGAUCCCAAAAGAAGAAGGCUAGGACGGCAACAACAAGUGGUCUGUUUUAGCCUUGUAGUUGGCAGCUAUUCAGGGUUUGCGGUGUUAAGAAGGGGAAGUUGGAAUAGGACUUGGUGUUGUGGGUGUAAGGGAUGGGAGAGUGACGGAGACGCUACAUUGGAGGCCGAGAUAUUGGAAUUCAUGCAGAAAUCGGAGAAGCCUGACGUGUUUCCGACCAAGAGAGAGUUGUUGGAUGCUGGUAGGAUGGAUUUGGUGGAGGCCAUUAAAAAGAAGGGUGGUUGGUGGUCAUUGGGUUGGGAGUCAGAUGAUGAGGAUGUGGUAGAGAAGAAACUUCAAGAAACUGAAAUUAUGGCAAUGGACUAUGAUUUUCAGGACUUCCAACGGAGAGUUGAUAGUUUUCGAGAGCGUAAUUCCGAGGAGGAGGAGGAAGAAGGGUCUUCAGGGUAUGCUUCUGCUUUUACAACAACUUCUCAAUCCACUUCCUCCUCUGGUAGAUCACUAGAAAUUGCAGCUGAGGAAGAUACUGGGAUUGAGGGUAUAUUGAGUAGACUGGAAAAGCAGAGAAAUUUAUCUUUUGGCAUUGAUUUGGGAAAAGGGUAUGUUACUCAUGCUUCCACUAAGGACGAUGGAGCUGACAGGCAUUUUGGAGCCUCAACCAUUGCAGGGAUGACUUUGGACAAUGCGAUAGAUUCAAAUCAAUUAUCCACAACCAAAGGCAUAAACAAUAAUUCAGGCAGCAAGCUUAGCCACAAUGGCUUGCACUCAGACCUUGAUGGUUUAGAACUUUCAGUUAAGCCUGAUAUGUGGAGGACAUGGAGUAUUCAACGGGCCGGCUACUCAGAUAUGGAUUUUGAAGCUGCUGAAAUUUCUUACAAUGAACAUGGAAUGGAAGUGGAAAUGGAUGCUUCAAAAGAAGUAGUACUUGCAAUAACUCAGGGUACUAGUGAAGCUGUAUACCAAGAGAGAGAGAUUAACCACAAUCAGAUACAAAACAGGCUUCAGGACCUGGAGCUUGAGCUUGCUUCUGCACUCUGCUUGUUGAGGUCCAAGGGCAAGCAAUACAUUUCAAAGGAGGAUCCCGGAAACUCUUCUAACGAUUUGAGAAAGCUCUCUGAUGCUUGGGAGUUCCAGGAAAAUGAAGCCAUGAAUGCCCAGGACAGACUGCGAAUGAUACGUGCAAAGUUAGCUGUGUUGGAAGGAAAGAUGGCAGUCUCAAUCAUUGAUGCACAGAAGAUAGUGGAAGAGAAACAGAAGAGGAUUGAUGGUGCUUCUAAAGCUUUACAACUUCUUCGUACUUCCUGCAUAGUUUGGCCUAAUUCAGCCUCAGAGGUUCUCCUAGCAGGAUCUUUUGAUGGUUGGACCACUCAGAAAAAGCUGCAGAAAUCUCGUACCGGUAUAUUUUCUGUGUGCUUGAAGCUGUAUCCGGGUAGAUAUGAGAUCAAGUUCAUUGUUGAUGGCAUCUGGAGGAUUGAUCCCUUACGCCCAAUUGUUCACAACAAUGGACAUGAUAAUAAUCUUCUAAUUGUCGCGUAA